GAGGUAUUUCCUCGUUUUGAAUCGGGGCGCAGCCUUUGGGUUCCUCGUUGGAUUAAAAGCGUGAUUUUGAACCGCGCAGUGUUUGGAGACAACACACCUAAUCACCAUUACGCAGCGCGAGGAGGAGCCUCGCAGGUAUCGGCUGAAACCGAGCAAAACAAAACUUAUCGGGACGAGUUUAGAACGUCACAAUAACAACAAACGAUGUGAUCUAAUUCUAAUGGGUUUUGGGCAAAUGUAAUCUGUAAAAAAGAAGAAGAAAUUGAACCGUUGGAUGUAUUUGAAAAGCUCUUCAUGGUAGUGGAGAAUAGUCGAGGUGUUUAAUUUAGCAAAAAUAAAGAAAACGGUUGGACUUGGCUGAGUGAGGUGGACAGUGCAAAUGCGUUCGAAGAUCCGUUUAAUUUUUUUUUAGGAAUUGCAUUGGUGCAAAACAUUUUAGAAUUUGUGAGAUGUAUUGAUUUUGUUCCAACACUAAACUGCACCCACCAGCAAUGUGAUUAAGCUGGACAGGGCUCAGUGAUCUACAUAAUCUAUUCAACUAAUUACAAAGGCACGAACACACUAAGCUUGUCUCACUGUUGUUGUCUAUCACUGAACUUCUCUGAAUCAUCUCUCUCUCUCUCCUCCAUUCCCUUUUGUUCCCCACCAGCUCCCACCAGAUAACCAGGUAUGAUUCAGAGGAAGGAGGUCGUGUUGUCCGUUCUGGGGAAUCUCCAGGAGGCCACGGAGAGCUCCGGCCUGGACGCCCUGACCAGAGUGGCCCUGGAGGUCGACCGGGCUCUCGCUCCCUUCCAGCUCCCACAGACCCCGUGUCAGGAUUUCCCCGAGUGGACGGGCGUGGAUGAAACGGCUCAUGGCCUCUACCCGCCCGACGCGCCCGCGGGCCUCCUGCCUGUGAAGUGCCUCGGAGAGGGCAACCUUCUGUUCGAUGCCGUCAGCCUGCUGUUAGUGGGCAACACUGGACUCAGCUUGGAGCUGCAGGUACGGACGGUAGCGGAGAUGGUGCUGUGGAAGAGAUACUACCUGUCCGGGAUGAUCGAUUCAAAAAUGAUGCUUCAGGCUGUUCGCUUCAGUCUUUGUGCCGAAGAGUCCGAGGACAUGCUAAACCUCCCUGCCGCUGUCCUGGAGGCCAUCUUUGAUGCCGAUCUCAAAGCGUCCUGCUUCCCCGGCUCCUACGCCAACAUGUGGCACCUGUACGCCCUCUCGUCGGUGUUGCAGUUCAACAUCUACUCCAUCUACCCAAUGUUCAACCUGAAGAUCCGACCCUAUUUCAACCGCCUCAUAACACCGAGGACCUGGCCCCAAGGCUGUGAGACGCUAACCCUUCACGUCAUGUGGUCGGGCGGGAUGCAGUCCGGCUCCUCGUUCAAGCCGAACCACUUUGUGGCACUGGUCCGGACGAGCGACCUCACGACCCGAAGCCCCGGCAGCGAGCGGAGGGCGUCGCCGACCAAGGGCGAGGAGCUGCGCAACGCGGAGUCGCAGCUCUCCUACCCGGGCCUGAAGGACAAGUACAACAUCACCAAGAGGACCUUCUACCGCUGGAAGAGGCAGACGCAGGAGCACUGCAAGAAGUCAGCAGCCAGGUACGAGGCCAAGUAUUUCCUGCAGGCCUGCUACCUGGAAGGCAAGCUCAUCCCUCUGCACCAAUUCAAGGAGUUCUUCCCUGAGAUCUCGAGGUCCUCGUACUACAACUGGAAGCACGAGCUCCUGAAAUCCGGCGGCAGCUUCUCCGCCUCGUCGUCCACCGGCGAGAUCAGUCCCGGCGAGAGCACGGAGCAGGAGGCCUGGUCUUCGCCGGAAGCCAAGAAGGACGAGCCGGACCCCCACGACAACCUGGUCGGCAUGUUUGGCCUGGGCAAGGUGGACGUGGAGCGGGCCCAGAACGUGGCCCACAUGCAGGAAGCGAAGCGCUGUCUGCAAAAUUGCAUCGCCAUGAACGGCGCCCUGCCCUUCAGGAUCUUCAAAAGAAACUUCCCGGGGAUCUCAAGAUCGACGUACUACAACUGGAGGAGAGAGGCCCUGCUGUUCCGUGGGGGUUACAAAGUCGCCGUUGGCAGCAGCGAGGACAGCUCCGACGCCGACAAGAGCCAAAGUCCAAACAACCUGUCUCCGGCCCUGCUUAACGCCAACCAGCAUUUCGCGCCCAAAGCCAGAGUCUGCAGGCAAAAACACAAAAUCUUCAGGCUGGCGUACAUGAGUAAAAAACGGCUCAGAGACGCCGCGAAGCUUCACGUCCAAAGGUCCAAGUGGUCCCUGACCAAGUUCAAGCUGAAGUUCCCCUCCAUGUCCCCUUGCUUUUACUGGCUCUGGCGUAGCAGUCAGAACCGCAAGAAGAAGAAGAAGAAGGAGAUUGUCGAGCAGAACGCAGGGGUCGAGCUCCCGGAGGGGCUCGAGGUCACCGCCGCGGACGACCAGGUGACACCGAGGAGGGUGGAGGUUGAGCGCGUGCUCCCGCUUGUCGAAAGUCCCAAAUAUGUAGAGAGCUCGCCCUUCCAUGCCCCACAUUCAAAGCACGCGCUUCACGGCCAGGCCCCCAUAGAGGCGCAGAUGUUUGCGAUGGAUGUUGUGGCUCUGGCCAACUUCAAGGCCAAGGCCAAGCUGUUCCUGCAGCAACGCUUUGAGGAGAAAUCCUUCCCCACGUUCAAAGAGUUCCGGUCCUACUUCCCCUUCACCCCUCGCUCGACGUACUACAUGUGGAAGCGAGCGUUGCAUCACGGCGUGUCACUGGUUCACGGGUAAGCUUGACCGCUUUUUAGGUGCCACAAAGAACCUCGGUGCCUCGAAACUGUAAACACACUACCUCCGAUUUCGGGUCGCCAUGUUGUCUCGCUCUAAAAGACAGUUAAGUGCACUGGUUUAGCAUCUAAAUGCUUUGUGUCCUUCCUCUGCCCCCGCCACCUCGGCUCCUUCCUCCCUCCUGGACAUUUGCACAUGUGUGAAAAGAGACCGAGACGUCGGUCGGUUUAAACCCUGCAACUUGCCCCGCAGGCACAUGGGCAGUUCAAAGCUGUGUUUGAAUGCUAUUUAGUUUGAAGGACUUUCUCAUCUUUUUUGAGCCAAGCAUUGUACUCAUGUGUACCUUCUUUAUUUUGCAUUAUUCAUUUUUAAGUGCAUGCUUUUUUUUAUAUUUGAUUUUGUUGUGCGUUUCUGAUAUUGGUAUGGGCAAUUCUAAGAUUCUGUUCAGUUUAGUUAGUUUGAUUGAUGAAUUUAGCUGGUAUUUGACGUCAGAUGAGUUUACACUUUGUGUAAAACAGGGUUCCUGUCCGUUUACAUUCCUUUUGAUUGUUAAAUCUACUUUAAGCUGGUUAAGAUGCCGUUUUUUCUUCUUUUUGAUGUCCUACUUAUUAAAUGCCUUCUUGGGUUGUGAUGAUGAAGACCAUACAAACUGAGAGUUUUGUAAUGCUCACACUGUAUUUGCACUGAAAUGAUAAUGACACGUUGAAUGUAUUUCCUUGACCACCAUGCACCCUCGUUUUUUUGUUUUAAACCACAGUUUACAUUUCUUUACUUAAACUGAAUAUAAAUGAAACAGGUUUAUAUUUUGGCGUUUAGUUCCAAACUACCUAUUUGCUUUCAUGUGCAAUGGUUUUGAGUAAAUAAAGUUCAG
Molecule: messenger RNA, 3610 nt
Organism: Pungitius pungitius (ninespine stickleback)
Lineage: Eukaryota; Metazoa; Chordata; Actinopteri; Perciformes; Gasterosteidae
Gene: vrtn
Product: vertebrae development associated
Exons: 2
Coding region: 670-2742 (690 amino acids)
Biological process (GO): regulation of transcription by RNA polymerase II
Cellular component (GO): chromatin
Source: RefSeq, a predicted model, not a curated record